GAAUUUUAGGAGCGGAAAUGUUGAACUCUCAAAACAACUAAAUCGGUUCGUCGGUGUUCGACUACAAACGUGUGGUGUCGCAAGGACAUGACAGGAGUAACUCUUAGUGUCGAGGUGUCAAUAACAAACAUUUGGAAAUAGACAUAAAUCUUUUCGUCACUGUCUUAGCGGCUGUGCGGUGGAAACCAUCAUGGUUGUCGGUCGCGUCCGCUGGUAGCAGUGACAUUGACGGCGGUGUCACACGAACUAGCCGAUAAAACGUCCCGUGAUCGUUAAUUAUACAUUAAAAUCCUCUCAGCUGUCGGCGGCGUUUGCAGCAGACUGUCAUUAUGUGAAUGUGAGUUGAAUGAGAAUCACAAGGACGCCAUGGUUGUAUUCGCUGUCAGUCUGUUCAGGUGCAGCCGCUUCGGUUCGCUCUCUUCACCCCUGACACGAACCGCCUUCUUCAGUAAACAAGCUGUUUUUCCUCCGAAGACGACGAACACUGUGUCGCCUCACAUCAGCUGUCAAAAGGCAACGACAUCUUUCCUCUUCAGAAAACCUGUAUUAUUCUUUAAAAAUGGACCGACCCCGUGUUUGCAGAUCAGUCCCAAACUUCAGGAGUCUGGACACUUCCACACCUCAGCCUCCCUGAAGGCUCUGCCCGCUCCUCUCAUAUGGCUGGUGCUGAAACCUCUCCAGAAGCUCAUGGCUAUAAUACUGGGCAGGAGUAUAAGAAAGUGGUGGGUGGCUCUACCAAACAACCGACGACAGCUCAUGCGAGAAUGGGCUUGGCUGCGCCGCUGGCAUCUGACAGCAGGGGCAGUCGUUGCUAUGGUGAUUGUAGCUCUCCUUCUCCUGACCUACCUGGAUGAGACUCCUUUGACGGGACGGACCCGCCUCCUGGUGUUCAGCAGAGAAAAUUUCAUGGAGCUGGCUGCCUUGACUUCAGAAGCUUACCUGGAGGAGUUUGCAGACCUGCUGCUUCUGGUCAGUGACCCCCGUCACAAGGUAGUUGAGCGGGUGGUGGAGCAUCUGGCACAAAGGAACAAGGACAUCCCUGAAGUGUCCGAUGUCACCUGGAGUGUCCAUGUGGUGCAAAGUCCAGACGUCAACGCCUUUGUCCUACCUAAUGGGAAAGUGUUUAUGUUUACGGGGAUGCUGGACGCUGUGGCAGAUGUUCACCAGCUCACUAUUGUUCUGGGACAUGAGAUGGCUCAUGCAUUAUUGGGACACUCGGCAGAACAGGCCAGUCUGUCUCACGCCGUGGACCUCCUGUCCCUUAUCCUGCUGACAGCCGUCUGGGCCGUGUGUCCACAUGACAGCUCGGCACUGCUGGCACACUGGGUACAGGACAAGCUUAUACAGUUGAUCUUCAGUCGUCCCUACAGUCGGAAACUAGAGGCUGAGGCUGAUAAAAUAGGACUGCAGUUGGCUGCUAAGGCGUGUGCAGAUGUGCGAGCUGGACCUGUUUUCUGGCAGCAAAUGGAAAUCAGAGACCAGCUGACAGGGCAGCCGUCUCUCCCUGAGUGGCUGUCCACACACCCGUCGCACAGGAACAGAUUCACUCAGAUGGACAUCCUUAUACCAGAGGCUCUGAAGUUGAGGGAAGGUUGCAUCUGCCCUGAUUUACCUGCGUCUGACCCUCGAAAAAUCUUCUCCAAGAGUGUCCAGAUGUUGCUGGAAAAAACUAAGGAUCAAAGCAGGGGAGGGUCAGAGGGUGCAAGCAAGCCCCACCUGCCCCACAGCGCUGUCUUACACACUGCUCUGCCUGCAGCUCUGCUUCCCCAAACUACACUUCUUCCCUCCUCAAAUCUUGAUCAAGGAAACAAAGGUCCAGUCCCAGUUGUUGCUUCAGAGAUGAGUGUAGUCGCACCUGUCCGUGCUCCCACUGUGGGUGACGGACCACAAGACAUGGUCACCAGCUGACAGGGUGUUAUGUCUUCAUGAAUCAGUGGAGUUUUUCACUGACUGGUCUUGGCUGCUGUAUUUAUUACUGAUUUGGGACAUUUCGCCCUUUAGAUUUCAGUAGCUCUGUAAUUGCCAAUCUAUAAUCACUGCUGCUAUAUGUUGGUCGGGGUAACAGCUCAAUGGAGGUUUGGUGUAAUGCUGUAAUUGCAGUGAAUUAAGGGUUAUGAAUUAAGAGAAGAAAAAAUGAUGAGAACGUACAGUAUGUCGCUGUAGUUUGUAGUUUUCAUCCGGUACCGUCCAAUAUUUCUGAUGCUUAGCAGCUACCUCGUCUCCGCGCUCUCUGCUGGCAUCAUGUGUGUUGAACUGUUACUCGCUGUGUUAUAUGCUAGUUGGCACAAUAGACCAAAAACCCCAAACCAAAACAUAAUCCCAAUUUGCAGCCCACAAAUGAAAACGUAUUUUGUGAAUAUACCGGCUGCGCCAUUGUCAUCGGUGACACCAGUAUUUCAAUUUAACGCUUCCUUCAUCUCUGGUGACACAUUAUGAUCAUUUUAUAUCUUAAUAUAAUACGUUUGGUACGUAGUGUAAAUCACCUUUAAAGGAAACUAUCACUCCUAACCUUUUCAUCUCAACGUGCUGCUGACUGAACUUUCAGAGAGACAUUAUCUACACCUAGUGAUGACAAAGAAGCCACAUUAAUUAGAUAACGGGGAAAUGAUAAAUUAAUUAGUAAAGCUUCCAUACAUUGGGAGAUUAAUAUGUGCAUUAUUCAUCGACACACUCCAACCCGACAAGAGUAAGCACUUUGAGUAUGCAUGUUGGAGAAUGUGUCCAUGGCAAGCAGAGGACAUCUACAUUCUCAUUAUGACGAGUACAUUUUCAUGCCACGCACACACACACACACACAGUACUUUAUGCAUACUCUGCCUGAGGGAUUUAUUGGUGUAAAUUUAUGCUGGUUUGUUUUCAGGUGUUAAAACACAGCCUUCUGCUCAUGAAUGUCGGCAUCCAUCGUUGAGCUUUGAGAAAUCUUUCAUGGGAUUUUGUACAGUUUUAUUUAACAAGGCACACCGACUGAGAAAACAUUGUUACAGCAACAGCUUGCAGCAAGAGCCACACACUAAAGAGGGUGCGUCUAACAAGUGCCGUUCGCUUUAUUUCACUGUAAACAGAAAAGGUUCAAAGUCAAGGAUGUGUUUUUACAAGGGCAAAUGGCCAGCAAUAGGUUUGUGCUAAACCGUGCAAUGAAAAGCCAAGGUAAUGCGGUUUUUGCAUAGCAAUAUCUCAGCAGAAAUGUGCUCUGUUUGCAAAUGGCAGCAAAAAAUAAAUUUGGGAAAAAUUGA
This is a messenger RNA of Solea solea (common sole), 3233 nucleotides long. RefSeq names its product OMA1 zinc metallopeptidase (gene oma1). Gene Ontology annotation, cellular component: mitochondrial inner membrane. The transcript is spliced from 8 exons. Gene Ontology annotation, biological process: mitochondrial protein processing; protein quality control for misfolded or incompletely synthesized proteins. Gene Ontology annotation, molecular function: metalloendopeptidase activity. Bases 367 to 1908 code for a protein of 513 amino acids. The record is from RefSeq and is a predicted model, not a curated record. Lineage: Eukaryota; Metazoa; Chordata; Actinopteri; Pleuronectiformes; Soleidae.